AUGGCAAACAGCAAAAAAGCAUCAAACUACUGCGGUACCCUCCCCGGCCGAAUAUCCGCCCUCUUUGGCACGAUCAACGGAUGCCACUGCGCCAGGAAUGUAAUAGCUACAAAGCAAUACCAGUUAGCCACGCCCUGCCAAAGCCACAGAGUAAGAGCGAAAAGGGAAUCAGUGUUAGGACUAAAGAUCCAAGCCAGGACGGAGGCAACAACCACGAAGAUGAGGCCGAUGAUUAAACUCCAGCUGUAUUUCCAGAAUAUCAGGUCCAGCCUUGCUGUUUCUGUUCUCUUUGUCUCUUGCUUGCGAGGUGUAGGUCGUGGAUUUGAGGACCGGUGGAGGGUCGCAGUAGUAGAUGGAGGACGGGGCUCAGACUGGAUUGUCGCGCAGCUAGCUGGUCGGAACGGGGGACGGAGUUACGUGGUUAUCGAGAGGGAGGUUAUCGGCGGAGCUGCGCCGCUGCUCGGGAUUGAUGCCUGA
This is a messenger RNA of Aspergillus niger, 477 nucleotides long. RefSeq lists its product as hypothetical. Bases 1 to 477 code for a protein of 158 amino acids. The transcript is spliced from 5 exons. The record is from RefSeq and is a predicted model, not a curated record. Lineage: Eukaryota; Fungi; Ascomycota; Eurotiomycetes; Eurotiales; Aspergillaceae.